AUGCCGGCAUCGCACACAAUAGCAGCGCCAGCCAACAUGGCGCCCAUACACAACAACAAGCUGCACGAGCAGUCGCUGCACAGCUCAGCCAUGGAGCUCAAGUAUGCUCAAAGCACGCAUUUAGUCGACAUCAUCGCAAAGGACGAGGACAUGCGACGGUUACGCUUCGACAUACACGUCAUGGAAGACGACAACAACGAGUUACGCGAUCUUCUCACCCAAGAAGAGGACCGGUCGAACAACUUCGAGGUGUUGGUGAACGAGAAUCUGGCACGCGCCGAGGAAGCAGAAGCGCGUCUGCAGGAUGUCGAGACCGUGCUGCGCGUGCGAGAGCAGGAGGUCGGCACACUACAAGCUGAGGCGAAAGCGCUCAAGACGACUGCACAAGACUCGGAAACCUUCCUCACGGAGAAGCUUGCACUCACGCGAGAAUUGUCCGUGCUGCGACCCGAAUUGGAACACCUCAAAGCACAGGCUGCAUCCACAGAGGCACUGAUGACCGAAAAGCUCGAACUACAACGCCUGGUCAGCAACAUGCAGUGCGACGUAGAGAACGCGAAACGCGAUCUGAAGCGUGCCCAAGCCAAGCGACGGAACACCGGGGUCGAGAUUGCGCAGGAGGAACAAGUGGAAGAUCUCAAGCGACAACUGGCAAAAGAGAAGCGCGCUCGACAACGCGCCGAGCAAGCUGCUGAAACGACCCAGAUGGACAGCAGUGUUGACGAUGUGCGGAAAGAGCUUGCUCGGGAGAAGCGUGCACGGCAAAAGGCAGAAGAGGAGCUUGAGGCUGUGCAAGAGAACACGCAAGUCGAGGAUGUGCGAAAGGAUCUAUUGAAGGAGAAAAAGGCCAAGCAAAAGCUCGAGGGGACUGUCGAGACCCUACGCAAGGAGCUCGAGAGGGAAAGAAAGGUCGCGGCUCGGGCAGCCAAGCGCGCCGAUGCCACUGCUGAGACCGACGAGCAGCUUGACGAGGCCCGACAAGAGCUCUCCGCGGAAAGAAAAGACCGCACAAAGACCGAGAAGGCGAUGCAGAAAGCGGCUGAAGAGUUCGAGGCACAGAAGCAGCUGCUCGAUGAGAAGCUUGGCCAGUUCCGAGCGAAGCUCAAGAGCACUAAGGAGAAACUCAAGGAGACCGAGGCAGAGCUGGAAGCGGCACGCGAGGAGGUAGCUGAGUCGAAGAAGGGCACGAAAGCAUCUGCACCAGCUGCGAAGAACACGAAGAAGCGCAAUGCAGCAGCCUUCGACGCCGACGCUACCACCCUCGGCACACCAGGCGAUGGACAUGCAGCAAAGCGAGGACGAAAGGCAGGAGCAGGCAUCGGCGAGAAGUCAAGCUUUUCGAUGACUCCCUUUCUUAACAAGACUGCGAGCAUUCUGCCAGAUAGUCCUGCCGAUGCUGACGAGGCUACGGAGGAAGAAGCAGAAGAUGUGCCCUCUCCGACUGUCGAGCCUGCGAAGAUCAAGAAGCAGCCACUUGCGCCAAAACCAGCGAGUGAUGGCAACAUCCAGAAGAAGCCAGCUGGCCGACCACGUAAGCAGAAGGCAGCACUACCCGCGCUUGAGAUUGUCACCGAAGAAGCCGAAGAUGUUCACAGCCAAGGUCAAGAGAACGAACCUGCUGCCAAGCCAGCGACGAAGAUAAGAACUAAGAGUGCUGAUGGCUCCAACGAGAAAGCAGGAGCUGCCGAAAAGAAGAAGAAGCGCAAGUCCCUCGUCGACUUUGCAUCCUUCAACCCUGAGCCGGAAGUCAAGAAGAAGGAGAAGAAGAGCAGGAAGCUCGGCGGCACUGGGAAGACGCUAUUUGACGAGGAAGAAGAGAGCGCCGCACCAGCGAAGGCUCUGCCCGGCAAAAUGUUCCUCGGAGGUAGAGGCUUUGGAGCGCUUGGUGCUGGACAGAAGAAGGCAGGAGGAUUCUUGGGUGCGAGCAAGAUUGGCAGCUCAAUGUUGAUGACUGCUGGUGACGGGGAUGGAUUCACAUUUUCACCGCUGAAGAGGCGGAGAGGGAACCUGGAUGAUACAUUGAGAGGUUAA
Fulvia fulva is the source of this 2031-nucleotide messenger RNA. RefSeq lists its product as uncharacterized. The record is from RefSeq and is a predicted model, not a curated record. The transcript has a single exon. NCBI's taxonomy places the organism in Eukaryota, Fungi, Ascomycota, Dothideomycetes, Mycosphaerellales, Mycosphaerellaceae. Bases 1 to 2031 code for a protein of 676 amino acids.